AUGUAUCAAGAAGACGGAUCAUCUUCUGUAACUACUAAUUCAUCACCCCUUCAAAUGAUGUCACCACCACCACCCGGUGUGACGUCACCAUACCCAUGGCUGAAGGAGCUUAAACCUGAAGAGAGGGGUUUGUGCUUAAUCCACCUCUUGCUCACUUGCGCCAGCCACGUGGCGACCGGCAGCCUCGAGAAUGCCAAUCUCGCCCUCGAUCAAAUAUCCUAUCUUGCCUCACCCCACGGCGACACCAUCCAGAGAAUAGCUUUCUAUUUCUCCCGGGCCCUUGCCGACCGCCUCCUCAGAGCAUGGCCCGGUAUCUACAAGGCCUUCCACUCUUCCACAAAUCCAUAUCCCCUCGCUCAAGAAAAAUUCCUCGCGCGAAAAAUGUUUUCCGAGUGCUGCUUGUUCAUGAGGGUGGCUUUCUUGAUCCGCAACCAGGCAAUAAUGGAGUCGAUGGAGGGUGAGAAAAUGGUCCACGUCAUCGACCUGUGUGCGGCCGAGCCCACUCAGUGGUGUGCCCUCAUCCGGGACCUCAGUGCCCGGCCCCAGGGCCCGCCCCAUCUCAGGAUCACGGCCAUUCAUCAGCACAAGGAGGUGUUGGACCACAUGGCCCACGUGCUGACCGAGCAAGCAGAAAAGUUGGAUAUUCCGUUUCAGUUCAACCCUGUCCUUAGCACAAUAGAUAGACUCGAUUUUGAAAAAUUGCGGGUCAAGACGGGCGAGGCCCUUGCGGUUAGCUCGACCCUGCAGCUGCACACACUAUUAGCCUCCCAAAGUAAUAAAUACGGCAUUGGCUCACACUUGCAAAGGGAGUUGCUCAAUAAGGAUAUCGACACAUUUCUGAGUGCUCUAAGGGGUUUGUCCCCAAAAGUCGUGGUGGUGACCGAGCAGGAUUCGGAUCAUAACGGGAAGAACUUAAUGGAGAGGCUCUCGGGUUCUUUGUACUUCUAUGCAGCUUUGUUCGACUGUUUGGAGUCAACUCUACCGAGGGAGUCUCUGCAGAGGUUGACGAUGGAAAAAGUGUUGUUUGGGGAGGAGAUUAAGGAUAUCAUAGCUUGUGAGGGGGCCGAGAGGAGAGAGAGGCACGAGAGUCUCGGGAAGUGGAGACGAACCUUUGAGCUGGCAGGUUUUGCGAAUGUUGCCUCGAGUUAUUACAGUAUGUUGCGGGCAAAGAGACUAGUGCAGAGUAGUAGUAAUUGUGAGGGUUAUAGGAUUAAGGAAGAAAAUGGAUGUGUGGUGAUUUGCUGGCAGGAUCGGCCAAUGUACUCGGUAUCUGCUUGGAGGUGUAAGAGGUGA
Messenger RNA from Striga hermonthica, 1293 nucleotides. The record is from the annotation of a GenBank genome assembly. NCBI's taxonomy places the organism in Eukaryota, Viridiplantae, Streptophyta, Magnoliopsida, Lamiales, Orobanchaceae.